Molecule: messenger RNA, 1455 nt
Organism: Rhododendron vialii
Lineage: Eukaryota; Viridiplantae; Streptophyta; Magnoliopsida; Ericales; Ericaceae
Product: protein FAR1-RELATED SEQUENCE 5-like
Exons: 3
Coding region: 1-1455 (484 amino acids)
Biological process (GO): regulation of DNA-templated transcription; DNA transposition
Molecular function (GO): DNA binding; zinc ion binding; transposase activity
Source: RefSeq, a predicted model, not a curated record
AUGGCGUACCAUUAUUUUGGAGAUGUGGUCACAUUUGACACAACAUAUCGAACACAUAAGUAUGAUAUGCCUUUCGCACCAUUUACGGGAGUAAACCAUCACAUGCAGUCGAUAAAGUUUGGAUGUGCACUUUUACAAGAUGAGAUAGAGGUGACGUUUGAAUGGUUGUUUCGGACAUGGCUUGACGCUAUGGGAGGACGUCCUCCAACUUCUAUCAUCACUGACCAAGACUUGGGAAUGAAAGGAGCUAUUGCCACAGUCUUUCCCAACACCCGUCAUCGUCUCUGUCUUUGGCAUAUUAAGAAGAAAUUUGUUGAAAAAUUGUCACAAGUGUACUACAAGAGAUCGAAAUUCAAGAAGGAUAUCAAAAAAUGUAUUAAAGAGACAUACAAGAAAGAGGACUUUGAAGGGAGAUGGAUGUUAUUGAUGAAGGAAAACGAGUUAGAAAGCAACAAAUGGCUUCAAGGGUUAUUUGAUAUUCGUGAAUCAUGGGUACCCGUUUACAAUCGUGGUACAUUCUUUGCCGGUAUGAAUACUACCGGACGAAGUGAGGGUAUUAACUCAUUUUUUGAUGGUUUUGUAACUCACACGUCAAAUCUCAAAGAAUUUGUGGUGAAGUAUGAGAAAGCCUUGAAUAGGAUUGUGAAAAGGGAAAAUGAUGAGGAUUUUGAGUCCGAACAUAAAUUUCGGAUUGUUAAUGACCAUGAAUUUUUGUUGAAGCAUGCGGGAAAGUUGAAGUCAAAAGAUGAUGAACUUGAAAAGUUUGAGGUGACAUUGGAUUCGCAAACCUAUGAGGGAAAGUGUGAAUGCCAACAAUUUGAGUUUGUUGGGAUAUUGUGUGUGCACAUUUUGAAAGUGUUUGUCCGACUAGACAUUGAUGAAAUACCGGAACAUUUUAUUCUUCCACGAUGGAGGCAAAAGGCCAAUAAAUUUAGGAUAAUUGAUUCCCAAGGAUUGGUGCAUGACGAUGGCAAAGAAGAAUCUAAGGCAUUAAGACUUAGCCAUAUGUGUCAAGAAGCUACGAAAUUGGCUUGUUUGGCCGCCCCAUCAAAUGAGGCAUACACAAUUUUUAUUGAAGGUAUGAAUGAUUUAUUUGAGAAGAUUCAAAAAGUUUCUAAGGUGUCUCCAAUUGAAAUUUGUGCUGACAAAGAUAAUAAGAAAUCUAUCGAGCCAUCGUGGGCUGAGAUAUUGCUUUUGGAUCCGAACAUCUCACAAUGCAAGGGUAGGAAAAAGGAUGUCAACGGCAAAGCCGCUACUACACAAUCCGAAAGAUUGAAAAGUGGUAUUGAGAUGUCAUUAAAUAAGAAGAAAAGAAAGUGUCACAUGUGCUUUCAAUUUGGACAUGAUAAGAGAACUUGUCCUUCGAAUCCAAUGCGUAAAACUAGCAAAGACUUGGAAGAGGAAGUGGAAGGUUCAGAUAGUGACCAGGAGGAAGGCUCAGAUUGCUCCGAAUGA